Messenger RNA from Drosophila erecta, 1722 nucleotides. RefSeq names its product protein catecholamines up (gene Catsup). Bases 109 to 1452 code for a protein of 447 amino acids. Gene Ontology annotation, cellular component: membrane. Gene Ontology annotation, molecular function: zinc ion transmembrane transporter activity. The transcript is spliced from 2 exons. The record is from RefSeq and is a predicted model, not a curated record. Gene Ontology annotation, biological process: intracellular zinc ion homeostasis; zinc ion transmembrane transport. NCBI's taxonomy places the organism in Eukaryota, Metazoa, Arthropoda, Insecta, Diptera, Drosophilidae.
AUCGAUAUCUUUAAAUUCACGGCUAUCGAUAGCUAAGCAGCAAGAAAAAAGCAAACACGUCACAACACUUUGGCUGCAGUCCAACGUAAAAUUGAAGUACAGGACAAAAUGGCCAAACAAGUAGCGGAUUUCCAGUGCAGUAAGCUCCAGUUCUACCAGAAGCUAGCACUGGCCGUAAUCCUAGGAGCAGUGCUUUUCUCUCUCCCGGCAAUGUGCGCCGGCCAGGGCAAUCCCAGUUUCAAAUACUCGCGGGAAGCCAACGAAAACUUCGAUCCGCAGAAGGCUCCACGGCCGGAGCACCAUCAUGAUCAUGAUCAUGACCACGAUCAUGGGCACCAUCACCACGGGCACGAUCAUGACCACGAUCAUGGACACCAUCACCACGGGCACGAUCAUGAGCAUGAUCACGACCACGGGCAUGAUCACGGACAUCAUCACCACGGGCACGAUGAAAGGCACACCAAGUCAAAGCCGGAUUUGGAUAUGAGAACCAUUUGGCUGCACUCCAUCGGCUCAACACUUCUUAUCAGUGCCGCUCCGUUCGUGCUACUGUACAUCAUACCCUUAGACAACAGUGAGGCUAUGAAGCCGCGACUUAAAGUUCUUCUGGCCUUCGCUUCUGGCGGCUUGUUGGGCGAUGCUUUCCUGCACUUGAUUCCUCAUGCCACGCAUCCACACAGUCAUGGGGAGCACGGCCACGAUCACGGUCAUGAUCACCAUCAUCAUCAUGAAGGCGAGGAGCAUGAACAUGCUCAUAGCCACGAUAUGAGCAUUGGUCUGUGGGUCCUUGGAGGAAUCAUUGCCUUCCUUUCGGUUGAGAAACUGGUACGCAUUCUAAAGGGCGGUCAAGGAGGACACGGCCAUAGCCAUGGAGCACCAAAGCCAAAACCCGUGCCUGCUAAGCAAAAGUCUUCUGGCAAAGAAGACAGCGGAGAUGGAGACAAACCGGCAAAGCCAGCCAAGACCAAGUCCAAGAAACCAGAAGCGGAGCCAGAGGGUGAAGUGGAGAUUUCCGGAUACUUGAAUUUAGCGGCGGACUUCGCUCACAACUUUACCGAUGGUUUGGCCAUCGGCGCCUCCUACUUGGCAGGCAACAGCAUUGGCAUUGUUACUACUAUUACCAUUCUGCUGCACGAAGUGCCCCACGAGAUUGGCGACUUUGCCAUUCUAAUAAAGUCUGGCUGUUCUAGGCGAAAGGCAAUGCUUCUCCAACUCGUCACAGCCCUCGGAGCUUUGGCGGGCACAGCGUUAGCUCUUCUGGGAGCUGGAGGCGGCGACGGAUCGGCCCCAUGGGUCUUGCCCUUCACCGCUGGCGGUUUUAUUUACAUUGCAACAGUGAGUGUCCUGCCGGAGCUGCUGGAGGAGUCCACCAAACUGAAACAGUCCCUAAAGGAAAUCUUUGCGCUGCUCACCGGCGUAGCCUUAAUGAUAGUUAUCGCCAAGUUCGAGUAACAUCAAAAGUGGGGAGAGCAAAUGCAAAAAGCAUCUAAUUGCGUGAACUGAAAGUAUGCCGCAAACAAUUUUAAAGAUUGCUUAUCAUUUCCUACUCAAAACGAUGAGCAUGUAUUUAAAAAAUGUAUAUUCCAACAUUCAGUGACCGCAAUUAUUUCUCAAUAUAACCAAGGCGGCGUUAUUUAAGAGUUUCUAAGCCUUCCAAAUUAGUGUUUCACUUCGAAAUGAAAUUUUUAUAAAUAGUCAAAAAUACACUGUAAAAAAACCUCA